GGAGUAUAGAUAGAUUUUUUGUUUUACCAUUUUUGUUGUACCAAUUUGUGUUACGUUUGAAAUACUUAGUUAUAGAGUAUAAAUAGAGUGUUGUGUGCAUAUCAGGAACGUGUUUCAUUGAAUAAUUUUAUUUUGUCAGAUAAUAUUUACUUAACCACCAUUUGUAAAGAAAACAUUGUACGUGACAUAUUUAGGUCACAUAUUUCCGUACAAAUGAAUUUGGCCACAACAGCACUUCGACCACUGAAGAUGCAUGUUAAGGUGUUAAUCCUUGGUGCUGGUUAUUCUGGUCUAGGUGCCGCAACCUACUUUCACAAAAACAACUUCAAUGAUUUUCUUGUGCUGGAAGCAAAUGACUAUAUUGGUGGAAGAGUGAAAUCAGCCCAGUUUGCAGGUGAAACUGUGUCUUUAGGAGCCGGGUAUAUACAUUUGACAGAAACAAAUCAUGAAGUUUUCCGGUUGGCUAAAAGAUAUGAAUUAAAAAUGAAAAAGGAGGACUAUUCCAUCAAAAAUGUCACGUUUAGGAAUAUUGAAGGCGGUUCAAUAUACUCUAAAGAAACUGUCCAAAGGGAUUGUGAAGAACUUCAGGAGAAACUGAAGCUGUUGGCUUUAAAUGUAGAAAAUGGGAAGCAUAAGUUAGAUAUUAACCUUAAGCAAGCUUUAACGGAUGUUGGCUGGAAAGCACAUACGGAAUUGAAGAAAGCAAUCGAAUACUUUACACUUGAUUUUGAAAAUGGAUCAGAGCCUGAAAGUAUGAGCGUAAAGAAUUUUGGAUUUACUGGUUUCUUCGGGACUGACUAUGUGGUGACGGAUGAACGUGGCUACACUCACCCACUAUUAGAGGAAGUUAAACCAUUCAAAGACAAGAUAUUACUGAAACAUCGUGCGACCAUUGUAGAAAAACUAAGUAAUCGGAAGAAAUAUGGUGUGCAUUUACAAAAUGGCGAUUUCUUUACUGCGGAUUACGUUCUAACGACAUUCAGCCAUGCAGUGCUACAAUCUAAACAGGUUAAAUUUAUACCAGAGUUACCCACAUGGAAAACAGACGCUUUUAAAAUGUUGGUCAUGGGUCAUUAUUCCAGAAUAUUCAUGAGAUUCAAGGAACAGUUUUGGGAUAAAUCACCGUAUAUAAUGUUUGUCACAAAUGGCGGCGAAACAUGCUAUCACUGGACCAAUUACUGUAGAGAAGGCUUAUUUCCAAGUACAAAUAUUUUAAUGGCUACGAUUACAGGAAAAGCUAGUCAAAAGAGUCAGAAACAAUCUGACGACGAAGUAAAAGAAGAGCUCUGUCAUGUACUCAAACGAGUUUAUCCGAACGCCACGAAGCCGAUAGAAUUUAUGCGACACAACUUCAGCACAGAUCCUUUGUUUAUGGGGGCGUAUAGCCAUCACGCAAGUGGAAUAACGUUUAACGAUAUCAAUGCACUGCAACAUCCAGUAGAUCAGAGACUAUGGUUUACUGGGGAGUAUACUGCAGACUACGAGUGGGGAUAUGUUCAUGUUGCCUUUGAGUUGGGUCAAGAACAGGCUAAAAAUAUUUUGAGAUGCUUAAAUGGAUACCAGCCAGCUUUUGUACCAGAAUGUCUCAAAACAUAAAGACAGUCAUUGACGCAAAAAAAAGUUGGUUGUGAUUCUUUAUGUAAGCGUUUCAAACAUAUGUAUAAUCACAUUUUUUCACUUUAAGUGUGGUGAAGUCAUUGCGCCUUUGGACUAUAUAAUUGUACACGAAUUUUACUAUAUGCAUUCGUAUUUCGACCAUAUAAAUACACAUUUCGACGAUAUAAAUUAUACACUUUUUGUAAAUAUUGAAAAUUAUUGUGGCAAUAAAAUAAUACUUCAAAGCAUAA
Molecule: messenger RNA, 1847 nt
Organism: Hydractinia symbiolongicarpus
Lineage: Eukaryota; Metazoa; Cnidaria; Hydrozoa; Anthoathecata; Hydractiniidae
Exons: 6
Coding region: 214-1596 (460 amino acids)
Molecular function (GO): oxidoreductase activity
Source: RefSeq, a predicted model, not a curated record